Molecule: messenger RNA, 1338 nt
Organism: Cetraspora pellucida
Lineage: Eukaryota; Fungi; Glomeromycota; Glomeromycetes; Diversisporales; Gigasporaceae
Source: the annotation of a GenBank genome assembly
AUGAGAGAUGCAUACGAAGAAGAAAGUAAUAUUGCAAUACAACAAAACCAUUCUUCAUUAGAAUUGCAAAUGAUUUUUGAUAAUAAUCUUCGUCUCGAUCAAUGUUGCUACAAUAUACCAAGAGUCAAUGAAGUUGCUGCAGUACUACUUGGCCUGGAGGAUAAAAAUUUUCCCUCUCAUUGUCUUGCGAUAUGUCCAUACAGUGAUCAACUUACAACAAUCCCAGUAAUUAAUAAACAUUGUGAUCCAAUGUCAUAUCUGUUAUUAUUUCCAAGAGGGGAUAUAGGCUGGCAUUCCCAGAUGCCAAAUUCACAAAGAAAUGCUAUUAAUUCUAUCCUUCAUGCUAAAUCUCUUUUUCAACAGUAUUUAGUUGAUGUCAGAUUAUCUGAUUACUUGACUACAGCAACAGAAGAACGGGGUGUAGUUCCAGGAUGUGCUAUUGUUUUAAAUAAUGGCAUGCAAGUACUUGAUCUUGAUAAAAUUUCAGCUUACAUCAACACUUGCUAUAUUAGUGCACCUGAAGCAUUUUGGAGAUUAAGUGAAUAUAAAAUGCAAGAGAAAUCACAUACCAUUAUUAGAUUACCUAUAUAUUUACUCCAAAAACAUAAUGUUUACUUUACUGCAGAAAAUAAAUUAGAAAUCCUUCGUAAUGCACUCAAUCAAACUACAAUGUUAACAGCAUGGUUUGAUCUAAAUAAAGAAGAUUCUAAUGCAAAAAUGAUUUCAUAUCAUGAUAUUUUACUUAGAAUGUAUUCGGUUUUUCCUUCAGAUAUAAAAUGCUUUUGGCUUCGAUUAUUACUAUUACACACACCUGGUGCUCUAGGCUUCAAAGACCUUAAAACUGUUAAUGACAUCGAUAAAACUUUAUCUCAAUUCUAUAAAUCUCUUGAAAAAGAUUUCCUCAUCCCGUAUCCUACGACUAUUAAUGUACCUAACAAUGAAAAUUUGAUUAAUACAGAUCAAGAAAAAAUAAAUGUUAAAAGGAUGUACUUCAUGCUUAAUAAUGAACAAAAAUGUAUUGUUGACAAAAUUAUGGCAACAGUUAAUAGACAUAACAAUAACAAGUGUAUAUUUGUCGAUGAACUUGGUGGAACCGGUAAAACAUUUUUAACCCUUUCCACGACUAAUGAUGAAAUCGAAAUUCCAGUGCAAUGCAUUUCAGUAGGUGAUUUAGUAGCUGAUGUUUUUAAUGAUGUGUUGAAAAAUAAUGAUGAAAAAAUCUUACUUUCCACUGUUAUCCUUUGUCCUAAAAAUCAAAUGACUCUUGAUGUUAAACUUCUAUCUGGUCAAAACAGAACAAAAAACAUUGUUUACCAAGAAGUACUUGAUCUUCAAUAA